Dioszegia hungarica is the source of this 3468-nucleotide messenger RNA. Its product is annotated as ABC transporter. NCBI's taxonomy places the organism in Eukaryota, Fungi, Basidiomycota, Tremellomycetes, Tremellales, Bulleribasidiaceae. The transcript is spliced from 3 exons. The record is from RefSeq and is a predicted model, not a curated record. Gene Ontology annotation, cellular component: membrane. Gene Ontology annotation, molecular function: ATP binding; ATP hydrolysis activity; ABC-type transporter activity. Gene Ontology annotation, biological process: transmembrane transport. The coding region runs from base 1 to 3468 and encodes 1155 amino acids.
AUGGACCUCCUUCACUACCUCCACAUCAUCACGCCCGCCCUCCUCACUCUCCCCUUCCUCACCCUCCUCCCCUCGCCUCCCGAAGACCUCCCCGAACUCCCGGGUAUUCGCCCUAUAACAAUCCGUACAGUCACCCCACGCCGAAGCUAUACUCUCCUCUGCCUCUCCCUCCUCGCGCUCACCUCGGCUCUGGAUGCGGUCCUGCUCAUAGCUGGUAUAGCUACCUCGGCAGACUGGGGCGAGGCGCCGCGGGGCUGGCCAUUGGUCGCGGAGGUGGGCUAUGCGUUUGGUGGUCUGUGCGUAUGGGCACUGACGGCGAUUGUCAUUGAAUGGAGGGGGCGAUGGGGCGAUCAGGGGCUUUUGGUUCUGGGAUCACUGGGUAUGGUGUGUGAGAUACCGAACCUGGUACUGCUUGUGCUGAGGAAGAUACACUCUGGCGAUGAACAUGGCCUCUUCAACAGCCUCGCCAUCCCUUCAUCGGCGCUGCGGCUCGUCCUCCUACCCAUCCUCCUCGUCCUCGUCUCCAACCCCAUCGUCCGCUUCGAGCCUGCCAGCGAGAGCACUGGGCUCCUCGCCAACUCUGACGCCGAGUCGUCCAACCGCCAAAGCCCAGCCGCAUACGGUACAUUCGGCGGUGGCGAGGCCGGCUCCAGCAAGCCAGACUCUACCCGCACAUCUACCCCUGCUCCUGGCGCAGGUGCUGCCACUCCCGCUCCAGGCCAGCAACCCCCUGUCAUCCCCAAGAAGCUCGGCGAGGUCAAGAAGGAGGACAAGCCCUUGACAUGGCGCGAGAUCGGCUCCCGCCUGCGCAAGCUCUCCCCACAUCUCUGGCCAUCGACGAGCAAGAAGCUACAAUUCUACGUCGUGCUCUGCAUGUUCUUCAUCCUCGCCAUUCGGGUCGCCAAUCCCCUCGUCCCUCUCGCGCUCGGCGGUGUCGUCCAGAGUUUGACGGAUGCACAGGCCGGCAAGCCUACGCAGCCGUCCCCUUGGGUCUACUUUAGCUCGUAUAUCGGUCUUCGGUACCUCGUCGGAAGCAACGGCGUGCUUACGUUCGCCAACAAUGUACUGUGGGUCGGCGUCUCACAGUACACCGACCGACAGAUGCAGCUGCUGUGCUUCAACCACCUGCUCAAUCUGUCGCUCGCGUACCACACCAAACGCAACACCGGCGAGGUUCUCAAAAUCAUCGACCGGGGUUCGGCUAUCAACAACCUCUUCCAGACCGUCCUCUUUACCGCUAUCCCCACCGUCAUAGACAUAGCGAUAGCAUUCGGCGUGUUCUUCUAUCUCUACGGCGGUCUCCUGGCGUGCGUCAUCCUCGGGAUCAUGCUCGUUUACAUCGUCUUCUCCGUCACACACACCAAUUGGCGGAUGAAGGAACGGCGGAUCAUGAUUGACAGGGACAUCAAACAGCGCGGGAUCGUCUCGGACGUGCUCACCAACUGGGAGUCUGUCAAGUACUUUACGGCGGAAGAUCGCGAAACGCAGCGGUUCACGGACGCCAUCCUAUCGUACCAGGAAACGGAGAAGAAGGUCUCAAUCGGCUUCAAUCUCCUCGCGCUCGUCCAGUACUUCCUCCUCAGUCUGGGCUUGACGGUCGGGGCGCUCAUCAUCGCCUUUCGGAUCCUGGACGGUUCGGCGACGCCUGCAUCAUUCGUCGUCUUCAUCCAGUACUAUGUCCAAAUGCAGGGACCUCUGGACCGGUUCGGCUGGCUCUACCGGAUCCUCAACCAGGAAACGACCGACGCUGAAAAGAUGUUCAACCUCCUCUCGCAAAAGACGGAGGUGAAUGACAAGCCGGGCGCCAAGGAGUUGGUCGUCACGGACGGUAUCAUCGAAUUUGACAAUGUCAGGUUCUCGUAUGAUGACAAGGUGGAGGCGCUCAAGGGGGUGAGCUUUAGGAUCGGCAAGGGCGAGUCGAUGGCGCUCGUGGGAGAAUCGGGGAGUGGGAAGUCUACCAUCCUGCGCCUGCUGUAUCGGUUUUACGACAUCACGUCGGGAAGUAUCCGGAUCGACGGGCAGGAUAUCGCCAAUGUCACACAGUUGUCGUUGCGCCGCGCAAUCGGGAUCGUCCCCCAGGAUAGCGUGCUCUGGAACGAUACGAUCGGCGCCAACAUAUCGUACGGAAAGGAAGGAUCGAGCGAUGAGGAUAUCAUCAUCGCGGCCAAGGCGGCCAAGUUGCAUGAUAGGAUCAUGGGGUUCCCGGACCAGUAUGCGACGGUAGUGGGAGAGAGGGGGGUGAGGCUGUCGGGCGGCGAGAAGCAGCGGUGUAGUCUGGCAAGGAUGUUCUUGAAGAGCCCGGCUAUACUCGUACUGGACGAAGCGACCAGCGCGCUCGAUACCGAGACUGAACGCGAAAUCCAGCGAGCUCUUGCGGAUCUCGCUAAAGGCCGGUCCAGCCUCUCUAUCGCGCAUCGCCUAUCGACCAUCAUCAACUCGGACCAGAUCGUGGUGAUGAAGGAUGGGCAGGUGGUUGAGCAAGGGGGCUACAAGGAGCUUAUCGAUCACGAUGGAGCGUUCGCGACCAUGUGGAAGAAGCAGAUCUUUACCGAGGCGGAGAUGGUGGCACAGCUAGAAGGGGCGGAGGGGGAGGCUAAAGUGGAGGAUCUGAUCAAUCUAGUCGAGGAGAAGGCGGAGGGGAAGACGGGAGAGGGAGAUAAGGUGCCGUCCAGGCGGUCGUCGAAGGGCAAGAUGAGGGCGAUGGAAGAGGAGGAUGCCGUGGAAGCCCCGGCUGGAGAGGAGCUUGCGGAAGGGUUUGGAAUAGGGGACCACGACGAGGUGACGCAUCCCGCUCCCGCGUUCCACACGAACGAAACGGCCGUCCAGGACCCCUUCAGUGAUUCUCAGAUCGAAUCUGCGCCUGAACCUACUACCGGCAAGGACAUCGUCGAGAACGCCGAAUGGUCUUCCGCAUCCAUCGUACCCGGACCCACUACACUUCCACCAGCAACCAUCCCUUCUCCGCAACUCGUCGAGUCUCCACCUGUAGAAUCGAUCGCGGCACCCUCAUCUUCCACCCCUACGCCCGAACGCCCCUCUCCCUCCCGCUCCGCCUCGUCCUCCGGCGCUAUGGGCGGUAAAGUCCCCUUCCCGCAGAUGCCCCGCUUGACCAGCUCUACCUCCCAGCGCUCGGAUCUCUCCGCCAGUGCCGCCGACUCCCCUUCCGCAUCCAACAACCCAUCAUCGACCGACCUGCCCGAACUCGCCAAAGCCGCCGGCGCGCCCGAUGCCAAGGAGGAUAAACGCCGGAAGCGCCUAAGCAGCCUCAAAGGGUUCGUCAGGCGGAUAUCGGACCAAGGUGUCUCGCGCUCAAAUAGUAUGAACAAGAUUGGCAGCCCGGCGGAAGAGGUGGAUGAGGCGACGGCGUUGAUUGCGAAGAAUACGAGCGGUACGCCGGCGGGAACCCCGGUCGGGGAGGAGAAGAGGAAGAAGAGGUUGAGUCUGAAGAGGGGCAAGUCGGAUAAGUGA